AUGGAAGAAGUCUUAAAUAUUCAAAAACGAAUCAUCUUUGAUGAGUCCAUUGCUCAUUAUGAAAUGCACGCACAUCAACCGUUUGCAUCAUCGUCCUUCAGCAACAAUGAUGAAAUUCGUAUUGCUGUGCAACAUCAAGACCUCUGCCUGUUACCCAGCAAGAGUUCACUGCAUAUUUGUGGUCGAUUGACGAGAGAAGACAACAAUGAGGUUGUUGCUCGCACUGAGCUCGUCAACAAUGCAAUCUGUCAUCUAUUCGAGGAGAUACGUUAUGAAUUGAAUGCUGUGGAAAUUGAUAGAUGCAAAAAUGUUGGCUUGACAACACUUAUGAAAAACUAUAUUUCACAAAGUCCCAAUCAGAGUUAUCUCAUGGAAAAUGCUGGCUGGAUGAUGGAUCAAGGGAAAAAAAUAACCGAUGAUCAAGGGUACUUCGAUGUGUCCAUUCCUUUGAGCAUGAUUUUCGGAUUUGCUGAAGAUUACCAGAGAAUUAUUGUGAACGCAAAGCACGAGUUGAUUCUGACACGUUCACACAACGACCUCAAUGCCAUCAUUCAACAAGCUCUUGAAGGAGGACAGCGGGCUGAAACUUUUAAAAUUACCAUGACGAAGAUGGACUGGAUGAUUCCCUAUAUUAAACCUGCGGACUCUCGAAAAGUGCAACUUCUUAAUCAGAUUUCAAAAGACAAUCUUAUACCAAUUAGUUUUCGAGCUUGGGAGUUAUAUGAAUAUCCUUUAUUACCCAGAACAUCGAAACAUGUCUGGGUUGUGAAGUGUUCUACACAACUGGAGAAACCACGCUAUGUCAUUGUCGGUUUCCAAACAGCCAGAAAGAACGAAGCCACAAAGAAUGCCAGUGUAUUUGAUCAUUGCAAUAUUCGAGAGAUCAAAUUAUUCUUAAAUUCACAAAGCUAUCCCUAUGGAAAUCUGAAUCUAGACAUUGCACACAACUAA
Diachasma alloeum is the source of this 951-nucleotide messenger RNA. RefSeq lists its product as uncharacterized. The coding region runs from base 1 to 951 and encodes 316 amino acids. The record is from RefSeq and is a predicted model, not a curated record. NCBI's taxonomy places the organism in Eukaryota, Metazoa, Arthropoda, Insecta, Hymenoptera, Braconidae. The transcript has a single exon.